AUGGCUUCUUCUGUUUUUGUGUCUUCUUUUAAUGGAUGCGACGUUAUUGGAAGGAGGCGUUUUAGUACGAGUGGGGGAAAAAAUGAGGCAUUAUUAGGUCUCUGUGCGACGAGGACAUCGUCAUCAUCUUCGCGGUCGUCGUUCUCGGGAGCGAGAAGACGACGGUUUUCGGAGACGACGACGACGAAAUGCGUGUUAGCGAACGACAAAGACAUCUCGAACAAUAAGACGCCGGGGAAAAACAAAAAACAGCACACGGUGGUGAUGAAAUUCGGCGGCUCUUCCGUGGCCGACGCGGAACGGAUGAGAGAAGUCGCCAACAUCGUCCUGUCGUUUCCGGAGGAGAUGCCAGUUUUAGUCUUAAGCGCGAUGGGGAAAUCGACGAACAAUUUACUCAUGUGCGGCGAAGAGUCUCUGAAGUGUGAAAACGCCGAAGACGUGAGCUUGAUGAAACCGUUGCUGUUCGUGAAGACGUUACACGCGGAAACUAUGGACGUUUUGAACGUGGAUAAAGAGACCAGACGAGAGGUGAACGAACUUCUGAAGAAGUUGGAGCAAGUGUGCAUGGGCGUGUGUUUGAUGCAAGAGGUGACGCCGAGGACGAGAGCGAUGUUAGUGUCGUUCGGGGAGCGAAUGAGCACGCGGAUUUUUGCGAGUUAUUUGAGGACCAGAGGGGUGAACGCGAAACAGUACGACGCGUUUGAGAUUGGGAUGGUGACCAGCGACGACGACAUCGAAAACGGGAGAGUGUUGCCGGAAACGUAUGCGAAUAUGAAGAAGAGUUUGACGUUACCGGAUGGGGCAGAUCCGCAAAUUUCUGUCGUGACUGGGUUUUUGGGGAGAGGUGAAAACACGGGAGCGAUAUCGACGUUAGGGAGAGGUGGGUCGGAUUUGACCGCGACGGUGAUUGGCGCGGCGUUGGCACUAGAGGAAGUGCAGGUGUGGAAAGACGUGGACGGCGUUUUAAGUGCGGAUCCGAGAGAGAUUGAGAAUACGAUUCCCAUGCCGUUUCUGAGUUUCGACGAGGCGCAAGAGUUGGCGUAUUUUGGCGCGCAAGUUUUACAUCCGCAAGCUAUGAGGCCGGCGAUGGACAACGGGAGUUUACGAGUACGAGUGAAGAAUUCGUACAACAUUCGAGCACCCGGGACGGUGAUUGGCCACAUCGAUUAUAACAGUAGCGACGGGAAGAGCGGCGAUGAAGGCGAACGAAUGGACGAUUGGUUAUUAACUUCCAUCGUUCGCAAGAAAAACGUGACAAUGUUGGAUAUCGUUUCCACGCGAAUGCUCGGUCAGUAUGGGUUUCUCGCCGAAGUGUUCGCGGUGUUGCAACACAACGGCAUUUCAGUGGAUGUCGUCGCGACGUCGGAAGUUUCCGUCUCGUUGACUUUGGACCCGGCGAAAAUUUGGAGCAGAGAUUUAGCGCAGGAAGAGUUGGAGAAGGUCCAGCGAGAGUUGGAGGACGUUGGUACGGCCAGAGUCGCGGUAUCGAAUGGUCACUCCAUAAUCUCCUUAAUCGGCAACUUGGAGAGAAACAACGAGAUUAUGGAACGCGCGUUCAAGGCGUUGAAAGAGGCGAAAGUGCACGUGAAAAUGGUCUCGCAAGGCGCAUCCAAGUGUAACAUUUCGCUCUUAGUGGACGACGCCGAAGGUCAAAAGGCGGCGAGUGCUAUUCACGAAGAGUUUUUCGGUCGGGUCGGGUUCGGGAAGAAUCAACAUCUGCCCGGUAUGUAA
Molecule: messenger RNA, 1731 nt
Organism: Bathycoccus prasinos
Lineage: Eukaryota; Viridiplantae; Chlorophyta; Mamiellophyceae; Mamiellales; Bathycoccaceae
Product: aspartate kinase
Exons: 1
Coding region: 1-1731 (576 amino acids)
Biological process (GO): amino acid biosynthetic process
Cellular component (GO): chloroplast stroma
Molecular function (GO): aspartate kinase activity
Source: RefSeq, a predicted model, not a curated record